Molecule: messenger RNA, 5403 nt
Organism: Bombus impatiens (common eastern bumble bee)
Lineage: Eukaryota; Metazoa; Arthropoda; Insecta; Hymenoptera; Apidae
Product: dendritic arbor reduction protein 1-like
Biological process (GO): regulation of transcription by RNA polymerase II
Molecular function (GO): DNA-binding transcription factor activity, RNA polymerase II-specific; RNA polymerase II cis-regulatory region sequence-specific DNA binding
Source: RefSeq, a predicted model, not a curated record
GUGACGCUCGCGUCGUCGGUGACGUCGUGACAUGUGCGAUAGCCUGGCCUCCUCUUCGUUACCACGCUCGUGCUCUUUAUCGCCGCUAUCGUCCUCGUCCUCGUCGUGGUCAUCGUCGACGAGAAUAAAGGAGUACAGGGUGCCGUCGGUGGUUGGCGAGCAGCGGAUAGAAGGCAAGAGGAGCGAGAGCACGUGGACGACCGCGACGAGGGCCGGCGGCGCGACAGGUUGAAAAGAUGCUGGCACUGGCGAUGCGCCGCGAACACACGACCGGGCGCAGCAAUUACGAGCCCGCGAAUCCGCUCGCGGGUUUCGACCACUUGCAGCAUAACAGCGGCAAUCCGUUCGCGGUGGUGCCCUCGUCGGAGGGCCGGCUACGCGAAACCGGCCCGGAGCCCGACGGCGAGUUGCAAGAAUUCGUAGACAUCGCUCAGGUACAGCAGCUCCUGCAGCAGCAACAGCAACAGCAACAACAACAGCAUCAACAGCAACAACAGCAACAGCAACAGCAGCAACAUCACCACCACCAUCAUCAGCAACAGGUGGCGGCCGCUGCGGCUGCGUCCUGUAUCUGGGGAGCGGUUUAUCCUCCGCCACCUCCUGCACUCGGAUACCAUCAUCACCACCAUCACCAUCACCACCCACCGCCACCACCUUCAGGCGAGGACACGCAGUGCGGUACCGAGGAGGUUGCCACCGCCAGCCAGGGAGGCGACCAACUCCAGAGGAUGACGAUGGACGGCAUGGAAGUGGUGGGCUCGCAGCCCCACGCGGCCACCAGCCCGUUUUUGCUCUCACCGCCACCCCUCGGACAUCAUCAUCAUCAUCCUCAUGCUACCUUCAAUCUUCAGACAGUGCAGCUUAGUUUCGACGCGUGUCUACCGUACAACGCGGCGACAUCCUCGAAUUCGAUCGUCUGUGGUGUUGGCGGCACGUCAACGCCAGCCGCUACCACUUGCGCCUCGUCCACGAGUUGCAACAAAACGAUUCCAACCUUGUCGCUGGCAACUUGCGCGCCCUUGCAAGCCCAGCAUCAAAACAAUACCGAUUCCUCUGAUCCCCAUGGCCGACAACAUCAUCAUCACCAUCAUCAUCCUCAUCAACGACUCGACGACCAUCAACAUCAUCGACACGUCGAUGCCUCCUCGCCGUCCAACGAUUCCACCGACGGUAAAAGGCAUCUGCAGACUGUCAACACCGAGGACAAGGACUGUCCCAGGGAGUGCAGAGACGAUCUUCAGGAGCCUAACGAGAAGGAUAAACCAGGUGACCUAAACACGCCGGUUACCACCAGCAGCGAUUUACCGUCCUUCUUCGGCCCUUCCGCGCUCGUCGAGCCACCUCCUAUUUCAGGCAGCCUGGCGGGCGAAGAUCUAUCUCUGGAAGAGGCCACGGAGGACGAUGAGGAGACGGCUACCUCGACCGGCAGGGAUCAUCGGCACCACCAUCACCAAGAGUCUCAGGAACAGGGCACGCCUGGAGCUCCACCCUCCACUAGUCCACCGCGUCAUCAUCAGGCUCAAGAGGACGCGGACCGUUGCAACGUGUUACAAGGCGGAGUCAUACUCUACUCUUCCCCUCAUUCCACGUCUUCGGUGUCUUCAGCACCAGCGUCGAGCGUUAACAUCUGCAACGUACCAACGUUGACGUACCGUGGCGUCUUCACCACCACUUGUACGCAAUCCUCGCCGCUGAACACUCUUCAGAAUCAGCAGCAGCCACCCCAACAGCAACAGCAGCAGCAACAACAACCAACCGGUCAGGAGCUCUGGGGACCUUUAACCUCCCCGACCUUGACUUUGACAAAUUCACCUUUCUUACACUCCACCCUUCACCCAGCCCCGUACGGCGGAGAGACCGUCGAACUUUUACCGGUCGAAUCGAAGCCACCCCCGCCACAGACGACGCUGAAGCAAGAACCCACGGGCGGCUACCCACCGGCCGUCCAACAGCAACAACAACAGCAGCAACCUCAACCCACUCAACAGCAGCAGCAACAAGCACCACCGUCGGCUGGUACAACGGGAGUGCAGCUAGCAGAAUACAACCCCAGCACGUCGAAGGGGCACGAGAUUCUCUCGCAAGUUUACCAGCAGAGUGCUCUGCCGCUCAGGCUGGUCCCGGUGAAGCCGCGGAAGUAUCCGAAUCGACCGAGUAAAACACCGGUGCACGAGCGACCGUACGCUUGCCCCGUGGACGGCUGCGAUCGCAGGUUCUCUCGCAGCGACGAGCUCACCCGGCACAUCCGCAUCCACACCGGCCAGAAACCGUUCCAGUGUCGCAUCUGUAUGCGCUCCUUCUCGAGGAGCGAUCACCUGACCACUCACGUGAGAACCCACACCGGCGAGAAGCCGUUCUGCUGUGAUCAAUGCGGCCGAAAAUUCGCGAGGAGCGACGAGAAGAAACGGCACGCGAAAGUUCACUUGAAACAGAGGCUGAAGCGCGAAGCCACCCACGCCACCGCUAGAAAUCACCCUCAGAGCCACGCUUCUCCGCCGUGCAAUCAGUAAGAAGAAUUUGAAUGAACUGUGUCGCAGAAUCGAUCCACAUUUUUCAUACGACGAUCGAUAUCGAUCGAUCGUCGAUACCGUCGAUCUCCACGCUCAUUCCUUUAAUCUUGUCAAUCAUGCUCGUGCACGACGCAGCUUUUUCACCUUGCCAGGCGACGAGGAAACGACGGAGACCUUUAGGCGGAACAGACUGCCGUCACCGACUGAUCCGUCAUCGAUCCGUCGUCGGCACCGUCAGCGAUCGACGAGUGGGGCUCGACUUUAACGGAUUAGCCUAGCGACCGAAUCGACAAGCAUUUUUGGCGGUAUAACGAAGCGUGAUACCGAGCCUCUCGGAUAAUAGUACGUAAGGAACAAUCGCGGAGGAUUUUCAUAAAAUCUUUGUAAAUAAUCGUGGAUAAUUUUUAAUCGGGACUAGAAUUUCAAAGCGGUAUGUAAAAUAAAUGUCCGGUGUGAUCGGUCCCGACGAUGGGCUCGUCGCGUCUUACAGAACGGAUCGAUUCGAAGCUUUUCUCCUGAUCUCGCUAAGCGAACCUUCGUCGAGGAAACACGAACAUUGCGGUAAAUAUAUAUAUACAUAUAUGUAUAUUAGACUCCGGCGGUUUUCCUGCGAGCUCUCAUCUCAGUUUAUUUCUUUCACUCCCGUCCCUUUUGCCUACGGUUAAUACGUUGCAUAAGGAAGAGAAGAAAAUUGAAAGUUUACUACGCCAAGUUGCAUUUAGAAGGAGUAGAAACGAAUACGAGUGAAAAAUCUAGCUUUACCAAGAGGUACUGUUUCCUCGACAAUUGUCGGUAUCGGAAUGCUCGUGCUUUUAGCGGUAAACGGGAAGAACGGGAGAGAAAGAAAAAGAGAAGAAGAAAGUCAGGGAGGAUGCUCGAAGCGAGCGACGCGUCGAAGAUCGUUAUUUACGACGGUUGCGUUUUAUACCCUUGUUUGCGAUCGAGAACGAGAUGCAGAUGCGAAAAUCGACGUUAACCGCGCGUAGAUACGCACGCGAAAUAUUCCGGUGUCACGAAAUAUACUGCAGCCAGGUUCUCCGACGAAUCGCGUAGAAUCGAUACCGCCCGCAGCUUCCGGGAAUCAGGGAGGAAUUUACCGAUGGAGAAGAAAAGAGAGAAAGAGACGGCGCACUCUCGAUCGCAUGCAAACGAGCGCGUGAAAAAAAAAAUUGCCAUGCGCGAGCGCGCUUCUUGAAACGAUCAGGGGAUCGCGUAUCAACUUUUCCCAGCUCUCUCAUGAUCGGAACCGGUCGAUGUUUUUCGAUCCUUUUACCCGAGUGUUCGUUCCUUCGGCCAAUAAUCGUGCAAUUUUCGAAUCGUGCCCGAUUCCACAAAUGUUUUCAGGAUAUUUUCUAAGUAUUUUUAUAAAUUACGACACUCGACGAAUGAAAAAGAAAAAAGAGAAUGAAAAUGUAGUUCGAUAUCCAUUACGAUCGGCAUCGCGAUUCUAUGAGAGGGCAUAGACCCUGACACGUUUGCAAGAUGCGACCGACACCGACGGACGAUCGGUAUUACAUACACACACACUACUUUGCGUCCUCGAACCUCGUGUCUUUCAAUCAUACAAUCGUAAUAAUCGCUUCUUACAUAUUUGUUAUCGUCCUCUACCUCUGAAACUCGUUCACUCGUUCCUACGACACCCUUCGUGCCCCGGACACGCUAAAUCUCGGACUUUUCCCGUGUCCUAGGGAACUCUCUUGCCACUCCUUGCUACCCGUUUCCCCCUUGAAAAUUCCUUUCAGCGUUAGAAGUCACUUCGUAGAGUCCCUAAGCUUCUUGGAAGUUAAAUACCAGACGCGCCACCCUUCCCCUUGUGAAUUAACCCUCUUUUAACCGCCAACAAACCCCAAACGAGUAAACUGUAAUUAAUCGCGAUCAUCGUUGUUGAACGGGAGUUUUCCUUUGUAAAUAUGUAUAUAACGUGUUAUACAUAUGUACACAUAGGUUACAUCUAAUCGAAUCGUGCCGACAAACAGAGAGAGAAACCCGUAAAAUCUUUCACUUUCCUCCUUUUAAUCUUGCCGCCCUACUUUCCCCUCCCCCUUUCCUCUCGUCCUCUUCCCGCCCCUCCCCCCUCUCCAUCGUGAUCGUUUACGUGUAUAAAAUAUGAGUUUUAGCGGCGAUUAAUAUUAUGUAUAUGUUGCUCUAUUUAUUAACAAAAAAACAAAGUCUCUCUCCCUAGUUACAUGUAUCUAUAUUAUAUAUAUAUGAUAUAUAUAAUAUAUAUAUGAACAGAGGAGAUAUAUAUAUAUAUAUAUUGUUAAAAUUAAAGGAUUAUUUUUAUUAUGAUUAUUAUAUUAUAAUUAUAUUAAAUAACAGUUAUAAUUAAUAACGAAACGCGCGGCAACGCGUACAGCUUUUAUGGAUCCCAAGCGUUCUUACGCGCUCUCUACCUACUUCAACGAUGGUUGCACCGACGCGUAUGCGAUAUUAUCCGCUAUUGUUCUAGAUAGAUCGGAAAAUAUGUAGGCAGAGGAGCGUAUAACGCGCACGCGCGUUCUCGUGAAAUAAAAAAGCAGAAAGAGAGAAAGAGAGAGAGAGAGAGAAAAAGAGAGAGAGAGAGAUUAUGCCUGUGUCUGCCUGUACGUGUGUAUGCGUGUAUAAAUGUGUACGUGUAUGAAAGAGAACGAGAAAGAAAAAACAUUUAAUGAAAGAAACGAAGAUAAUGAGAAAAGAGGAAUAGAGAGGACAAUUUUUUUACGAACGAUAAUUACACUAUAAUUGGAUAAAUUAUGUGUAACUAUUCCACAAUAUGGUGCUCCGAGUGUGCAAUGCACAGAAAAGAAUCUCUCGACUACCUGUAUAUUUGUGUUGUAAUCAUCGUUGCCGUUUAAUCUGGCCGGUUCCCCACGACGAUUAUUAACAAAAAUACAAAGUUAACAUUGAACAGCAA